This is a messenger RNA of Capsicum annuum, 2253 nucleotides long. Its product is annotated as protein WVD2-like 7. The record is from RefSeq and is a predicted model, not a curated record. NCBI's taxonomy places the organism in Eukaryota, Viridiplantae, Streptophyta, Magnoliopsida, Solanales, Solanaceae. Bases 483 to 2033 code for a protein of 516 amino acids. The transcript is spliced from 9 exons.
AUACAGAAAUAGAAUUUUCGUUAGGAGAAAAAAGAGUUACAUAUAGUACUUUCUCCAUUUUUUUUUAAUUAACUAAUCGAUUAAAUAGUAUCACAUAAAAUAAAGCUGUGAUAAAAUCAAAUUCGAACGUUACUGGGGUUGAGUUCAAAUAGUGUGUGGGGCCCAUUGUCCCGUUGAAAAAGACGACCUUCGCUUGGCAGAAUUCUAAAGAAACUUCACAAAACGAAGCACUUGGCUUAAAUUUAAAAAAAUGACACCUUUAGCUUCUUCUUACUCUAUGAGUGGCCUUUCUACACACAACGUGUAUCUCUAAUUUUUUUUUUUUCCAAUUUGAAUUUCAAAUUUAAAAUCCUGAGAUCAAAAAACAGACAGUUAGAUAAGUGAGAUUUUCAGGCCAUAAAAAAUCAAAUUUAAGUAACGGCAGAAUAAUUAUUCUGCUGAUUUUUCAGGUUCCAUUCUUGUUUUUUUCCUUGCAGACUAAAAUGAUGGAAGAUUCAUCUUGUCUUAUGCAUGGUUUUUCUUAUGCUUCUGCCAUACCCAAUGAAGUAAAACAGGGGAACCCUAUGCAUGCACUUGGGGAGUCAAUUUCCUUUGGGAGAUUUAUGUCCGAGUCAUUGGAUUGGGAAAAAUGGUCGACUUUUUCUCAUAGAAGAUAUGUAGAGGAGGCUGAGAGGUAUGCUAAGCCAGGUUCUGUUGCCCAGAAAAAAGCAUUCUUUGAAGCUCAUUACAAGAAAAUUGCUGCCCAAAAGGCUGCAGCUUUGCUUGAACAAGCUAAUCAAGAAAACCCCAAUUCUGAAAUCAUCAAGAAUACAGCCACUGAUUCUGCUUCACUUGCGAAACCACCCCAUGUGGAAGUUAAUCUAGAACAGGUUCAUGAGAACCCUGAUGCUCUAACAACAGAUUCCAUGGUUAAGGCUUCAGUUUCGGUUGCUGAAGGAGUUGCUAAUGUGGAGGAGACAGAAAGUGAGUCCCCGGCGGAGGGUCCCGGUACUCCUGAAGCUAUAGAGAACGAACCAUCAAACCUGAUUGAGAAUGGUCAAAGCCAAGAAACAGUUUCAGGGUCUGAGAUUAGUGAAACAUCUCAAACUGAGAAACCAUUGCUGAAUAUGAAGAACUCCAGCUCUAACCUUGAUGAUGAUGAUGCAUCAGUGACAAGCAAGAAAAAGUCUGCUUUCUCUUCAUUCAAAUCAGCAGUCUACUCCAAAAAAUAUAAAAUUCCACCUUCACCUACUAGGCAUAACAUUCUUCUUGAUGUCGAUAAAGAGAACAAUUUCACUCCAAUCACAACAAAUUCUAACUUGGACUUGACGAACGAAAUGAGACCAACCGCAAAAUCUUUGAGCAAGUUGAUCAACUUUACUCCAGUCAAAGAGCCACACAAGAUACCCCCUCCACCCCCCUUCCUCAAGAAGGAAAGUUCAAAGGUUGCUCCCACUAGUAGCAAGGCAUCUAAGAAGUGUGCAACUCCUCUUAAGACUCCUGUGGCAACAUCAAAUGGUGCAUCAAGCCGUCCCAUGACAACGCCAUCUUCAGAAAGUAGAAGGAUUAAAACACCAAUUCAUCCCUCAGCUUCACGAAGUAGAACAGCAGGGCCUAAAUGGAACAUUUUGUCUUCUGUCUCCAAGUCUUUCACAGCCUACCGAAACAAAUUGCACUCACCAACUGUAUCCACUCCUUUCCCUUUGAGGACAGAAGAAAGAGCUGCACGAAGGAAACAGAAGCUUGAAGAAAAAUUCAACGCCAAGGAGGAAAAGAAAGUUCAACAACAAACGACAUUAAAGGAGAAAGCAGGAACGGAGCUUAGGAAACUCCGACAAAGCCUUUGCUUCAAAGCUCGGCCCCUGCCUGACUUCUACAAGGAAACAGAAGCAGCAAAAGACCACACAAAAAAGAUCCCAGUAACACAAGCUCAAUUGCCCAAACGUGGAAGAAUGCCAUAUCCAAGCUCAAAGCAAGGCUUAGUCUCGAAGCCAGCUUCUGCAUCUUUGACGAAGAGUGGCUCUUGCAAGAAUCCAAGAAAGAAUAUUAGCUGAUAAGUGAAAACUCACAAAUCUUCGCUCCUUGCAAAGAAAGCGUUUCAAUUGGGCAUUUCUUUUGGAGAUGUAUGAAUGUCUUCCCUUAAUAUGAUUAAGGAGAAGCAACUCCAAAAUCUUGUAUAAACGCUAUCGAGAGGUAGAAAUAUUUAAAUUUUUGGAGUUCUGGACGGACCAUAAUUGGAGAAUGGUAUCUAGUAUUGAGCCGCCUUUUACAAAA